Phaedon cochleariae (mustard beetle) is the source of this 699-nucleotide messenger RNA. NCBI's taxonomy places the organism in Eukaryota, Metazoa, Arthropoda, Insecta, Coleoptera, Chrysomelidae. The record is from the annotation of a GenBank genome assembly.
AUGAGAUCGACGACGGACGGUCAGUACAGGCAAGGCGGGUGUGGAAUCGAGUACGAGGCCUCCUAUUUCCUGCUUAUAUACAUGCUGUUCGAACCCUACAUAGACACUUUAAGGCACGCAGAAUUGCCUACCACCACUCCUCCCCCAGGGACCUCCACAGUGAGAGAUGAGAUCAAGGAAGGAACCCUGUACAAGCUGUCUGCUUUAAACCUUCUCAACACGCCGCCGCCCGCCACCGCAAUGACGUCAGCGACCUUGGACGUGGGUGGUCUUGUGCGUGUGACGACACGGCCUUCGAAGGGCUCUGGAGACAGCUUCGGAACAACCCUGGAACCAGUCGGAACCACCCUGGAACCAGUCGGAACCACCCUGGAACCAGUCGGAACCAUCCUGGAACGAGUCGGAACCACCUUGGAACCAGUCGGAACCACCCUGGAACCAGUUGGAACCACCCUGGAACCAGUCGGAACCACCCUGGAACCAGUUGGAACCACCCUGGAACCAGUCGGAACCACCCUGGAACCAGUCGGAACCACCCUGGAACCAGUCGGAAUCACCCUGGAACCAGUCGGAACCACCCUGGAACCAGUAGGAACCUUCCUAGAACCAGUCGGAAUCACCAUGGAACCAGUCGGAACCACCCUAGAACCAGUCGAAACCACCAUGGAACCAGUCAGAACCGCCCUGGAACCCCCCUGA